AUGGUCAACCAUUCUGGAGAAGAAUUCGAUCUUCUGGUGAUGGAUGACUUGGUCCUUUCUGAUGAUGACCUCCCCCUUCCAAAUAGCUUAGACCAUACAGCCGGACGUGGCAUGGGAUCUGGGGGGAUGGGCAUGAAAGGCCUGUGGGUGGGUGGAACCACUGUUAUGAAGGGCGUGCAGAUGGCUGGAACCAAUGUGCCUAUACCCUCAUUGAUCUGUAAUGUGCCUGUUGAAGAGGUUCCAAAACGUGUAUUGGAACCAUCCAACAAUCCAGAGGGCCAGGACAUCCAGAAGAAAGAUGGCCCACCCAAAAAGAGGGCCCAGACCGGUGGGAAACCAACCCCAGCCAAACCCACCAGAAGCAGCGCCUGUACCAAUGCCCCUGGUUUGUCCAUCCCUUGA
Laccaria bicolor S238N-H82 is the source of this 402-nucleotide messenger RNA. RefSeq lists its product as uncharacterized. Lineage: Eukaryota; Fungi; Basidiomycota; Agaricomycetes; Agaricales; Hydnangiaceae. The record is from RefSeq and is a predicted model, not a curated record. The transcript is spliced from 2 exons. Bases 1 to 402 code for a protein of 133 amino acids.